Paramecium tetraurelia is the source of this 1590-nucleotide messenger RNA. RefSeq lists its product as uncharacterized. The record is from RefSeq and is a predicted model, not a curated record. Lineage: Eukaryota; Ciliophora; Oligohymenophorea; Peniculida; Parameciidae. The transcript has a single exon.
AUGAAAGAAGGACAAAGACUUAAUCAAUCAUUUUCUUAUUGUCGAUCAAGCCCUGAGAAGAAGGGUUCAAGGCACAAUAAAGUUAUCUCAGAUGCUUAUCGAAAGUUUCUUGCUACUUAUUAAUAGUUAUCUAUGAUAGGCGGUUAGUAUAAAUAUUCACAUAAUACUCUAAUGCCUUAUAUUCACUUUUUUAAAUACAUGGCUAAGAGAUAUGAUGAAAUAAAUCAAAAAUGCAAAUUGAAAAUGUGGAUUCCAGAUACCAUCAUAUUAAAUGAUUUAGAUUUAAGUGCAAUUUGGUUUUAUAGCAGUGCAGAUGGUUAUGUUUAUAGAACAGAUUCAUUCACUUCUCGAAAUGCAGCAUAAAAAUUUACUGAAGGUUCCAAUGAUCCAGAUGAAUUGAUUGCUGUCGUAAAGAAGCCACAGUACAAAGAUAUGGAAUUAAUUGGAAAUGACACAAAACCAAUUUUAUAGAAGGAUGUUCCAUUGAUAUUUUCAAAUGCUAUGAGUGUUAAGUAAGAAAUUACAUGCUUAUAAAAAUAUAUUAAAUGCCAAGGUCCUAUGGCAUAUAUCUGUAGAACUAUUUGGAGAAAGAAUGGAUAAACUACGGCUUGGGUUAUCACCAAUAAACUGACAUUUCAAGAUGAAGGAGAUUAUGCUUAAAGGUGUCUUGCAAGUGCCAGCAAAUAUAAAUAAACCAAUAUAAUAUAAUGUAAGGGUGGUCGUUUCAUUGAAGAAACCAUUCCUUACAUUUAAAAUCUGUUGCUCUAUUGCAGAUAGAGUAUGAAUGUUGAAUUUGAUGAAUUAGGCUGUGAUUUUACAAAGGGAAUAGAUAGCAAAUGGUAUUUGCUUAAUGUUAGAGGUUUUAAACUGAUGAAUCCUUCUCAUUAAAUCUUUACUAGACAUAUUACUCAUGAUGAACAAAUACCUCAAGAUUAUGAAAGAAGCCAAACCUCUCACUCUAAUUAAUAAUGGAAUUUUACAAAGACUUAGGUGUGUAAGUUUUGUGAUUUGGUAUAUCCAGCCAAAGAAUUAACUCAUUAAUUAACUUUAAAAAUGUUAAUAGAGUGUGAUUUACAUUUAUUAAGUAGAAAUAUUGAAUUAAAACAUUUAUAAAUUAGAAAUAGAAUAAACUUUACUCAUCUCGACAGUGCUAUGCUAUUUCAUAAAUAUUACGUUUGUGACAGUUGUUAUUAAUUAUUUAUGGCAUGCGAUGAGUUAAUAUAGCUUGAAUUCAAGAUGGCAUAAAAAUUGGGAAUUGAUGUGUAUGAGAAAAACAACAUUAUUUCACUUACUUAGUAGGAUUAUCGAGUUAAAGGACCAAAUGUCAUCUAGAGAUAAGCUAACACCAUCUAUGGAAAUGGGGAAUAUUUUAUCAAACCUCUUGAUUGGGAAAUGUUGAAUGAAGUUUAAAUAAAAUUAAUGCCAAAUCUACCUGAAAUUGAUUAUGGAACCAUUCCCAAGAUGAAGAGGUUUAGAAUAAUGAUCUAUAUUAAAACUCUAUCUCAGAUUCCGAUUGAAUCUUAAUUCAAUUAGUGCAAAUAUUACAUUUAUUAUAACUUUCUCAAUUAAGAAAUUUAGUAAAUUUAUUGA